AUGCGCCUCUGUGGUCAGUUUCUUAACACGACAUCCGCAACGAUUCCUAGCUGUGCUCCUCUGGUAGCUACCGAAGAGAGCCCGCAGACCCAGAUCAACAACGUGUACUCCAUGAUGUGGCCAAAUGCUAGCCCUGCGAGCACUGAUCUGCUUAUGAGCGAUCCACAAUGGGGUUUCAUCACGAAUCAAACACACAUCGAUCUUGAUUCAAUGCCACAGAACUGGGACUGGACCUAA
Messenger RNA from Aureobasidium musti, 237 nucleotides. NCBI's taxonomy places the organism in Eukaryota, Fungi, Ascomycota, Dothideomycetes, Dothideales, Saccotheciaceae. The record is from the annotation of a GenBank genome assembly.